Messenger RNA from Heterotrigona itama, 3214 nucleotides. NCBI's taxonomy places the organism in Eukaryota, Metazoa, Arthropoda, Insecta, Hymenoptera, Apidae. The record is from the annotation of a GenBank genome assembly.
AUGGCUAGCGAACGACCAAAGUAUCAAGAGAUUUAUCGCUCUUUCUGCUUUAGCUCCAGCAGUCUUCAUGUCUAAAACGGGACCUUCUCUUUUCCGCGUGCUGUGCCUUGCAGUCGAUGACAACGUAUGAUUCAAAAUAUAGUUUUAAUAUUACUAAUACUACUAAUUAUUGUUAAAGUUUAUUAUUAAAGUAUUGUUAGUUUUAUUGUUAAUUGCGAAAAUUUUCAAUUUUAUGAUAUUAUUAAUUUCCAAAACAACUAGUUAAACAACUAGUAAAAUUACCAAUUUUAAUAUCAGAAACCGUAAUGAAUCAUAUUUUUGCUUUUAACCUUUUUACAGUUGAUAUUGAAUUUUUUGAGCAUAUAUCAGUUUAAGCCAAUCGGCACAUUUCUACGUACGCUUGGGAAAAUAAUGUGCUGCCAGUGUGUAAAGGCAUCUUUGAUGUUGCUUUUGACUACGACGGAAUUAUAAAUAUUUUAAGUAAAGCAAGUUUCGGAAAUUUGAUUAUGGCACUGCCAGUAACAUGAAAAAAUAUGGCCAGGAACAACCUCCUGAUUAUAAUCUCGGUAAUGUCUCGAUACCAGUGGAUUUGUAUUAUGGCACCAAUGAUGUAGCUGCUGAUGCUCAGAAAAUUAAUUUUAUGUUGCACAUUGCCGACAACCAUGGCUGCUGUAUCCUUUAUAGCGCAACACAAGACAAACGAAAUUUUUGACAUCACUGUCGAAGAUGAAGUUCUAACCCCCAAAUUGCGCAGAAAGCGGAAUAACCAGCCAAAAGUUAUGAAGUUGCUAUACAGAAUGGUUAUACUUUGCAACUGGAUAGGAUCGCAUGAUCAAAGAAAUCUAGUGAAUGGAGUGAAUAUUAAGAGAAAAUUACUGCUGUGUUUCUUAUGGCCCUGGCAGGCUUCUCAAACCGGAAGUCCUCUUUUCCAAAUAUUGGGCGCUCAUAUUGAAGAUGUUAGUUUGGCAUGAAAUGGGUAUAUACGAUCUCCCAGCGAUAAUUGAUCACAUUAUCGAGCAAACAAAGCAGGAGAAGAUCUUUAUGAUAACGUAUAGCCAGGGUGGUACCGUGUUCUUCGUGAUGGCUAGCGAACGACCAGAGUAUCAACAGAAAGUUAAUGCUCUUUCUGCUUUAGCUCCAGCAGUCUUCAUGUCCAGAACAGGAACUUCUCUUUUACAGAUAUUCUGCCUUCUAGCCGAUGACAACUUGAUAUUGAAUUUUUUGGGCAUAUACCAGUUUAAGCCAAGCAACACAUUUCUACAUACGCUUGGGAAAAUAGCAUGCCCUCAGCAAUCACUUCUGCUGCCAGUGUGUAAAGGCAUCUUUGACCUAGCUUUUGGCUACGACGAAAAUUUUAAUAAGGCAAGUUUCGGAAAUUUGAUUAUGGCGCUGCCGGUAACAUGAAAAAAUAUGGCCAGGAACAACCUCCUGAAUAUAAUCUCGAUAAUGUCUUGAUACCAGUGGACUUAUAUUAUGGCACCAAUGAUGUAGUUGCCACUCCUCAGGACAUUCAGGAAUUGUACGAGAAACUACCCAAUGGUCAGAAAUCUUUGAUAGAAUCCAACAAUUUCGCACACCUUGAUUUCCUGUGGGGAAAUGAUGUAAAGUCUUUGGAUACGAGGCAACUCGUAGUUACGAAUCAUCUACGACAAUGUUCAAAAAAAAAAAUUUGUGUUGCAUGUUGCCAGUAAUUAUAGGCGUAUUCUUUAAAGAGCAAUGCGAGGCAAACGAAAUUACUGAAAUAUUCUUUGACGAAGAAGUUAUAACUGCAUGUGAACAAUUUACAGACAGAGAUUGCGCAGAAAGCGGGAUACGCAGCCGAAAGUUAUGAAGUUGUCACACAGGACGAUUAUAUUUUGCGAGUGGAUAGGAUCACAGGAUCGACGAAAAGUCCUCCGUCUGAUAAUAAAACACCUGUAUUACUUGUUCAUGGACUUUUAGAUGCCUCGCCUACGUGGCUUGCUAUAGGUCCUGAAUUCGGUUUAGACCAGGGAUACGACGUGUGGCUCGGCAAUGUACGCGGCAACAGAUAUUCGCGGGAAAAUUUGAACUUGACCACCUCAGACCCAAAUUUUUGGAUGUUCAGUUGGCAUGAAAUCGGAAUAUACGAGUUUCCAGCGAUGAUCGAUCAUAUUAUAGAGCAAACAAAGCAGGAGAAGAUCUUUAUGGUGAUAACGCACCAGGGUGGUACCGCGUUCUUCGUGAUGGCUAGCGAACGACCAGAGUAUCAAGAGAAAGUAAUUGCACUUUCUGCUUUAGCUCCAGCAGUCUUCAUGUCCAGAACAGGAACUUCUCUUUUCCAAGUGUUGUGCCUUAUAGCUGCCAAUGACACCUCGAUAUUGAAUUUACUGGGCAUAUACCAAGUUAAACCAUCCGACACCCUUGUACACACGUUUGGAAAAGUGGCAUGUCAUCAACAAUCACCUCUAUUGACAUUGUGUAAAGGCUUUUUUGAUCUAUUAGGUAGCGACGACCGAAAUCUUAAUACGGCAAGUUUCGGAAAUUUGAUUACGGCGCUGCCGGUAACAUGAAAAAAUAUGGCCAGGAACAACCUCCGGAUUAUAAUCUUGGUAAUGUCUCGAUACCAGUGGAUUUGUAUUAUGGGAGCAAUGAUAUAAUUGCCACUCCUCAGGACAUUCAGGAAUUGUACGAGAAACUACCCAAUGGUCAGAAAUCUUUGAUAGAAUCCAACAAUUUCGCACACCUUGAUUUCCUGUGGGGAAAUGAUGUAAAGUCUUUGGUAUACAAUAAAAUUCUGAAUUUCAUGGAGCAACAUGGAAAAUAAAUAAUAUUAUAAUUAGUAUAAAUAAAUAUUAAUUAUAAAUAGAUAUUAAUAAUUACUUUGUGCAAAUAAUUUACGUUUAAUAUUCGCUUUUAUAUUGUGUAUUACAAAAUUGUUAUUGUUUGUGUUACAAAUGUUACAAGUGAACACUAGUUUUAUUUUGUCGCAUUGUUUGUAUUCAUUACAACUUCCUAACCGACACAUUGUGCAGAAAUGUAUACGUUUCGACUAUAUUGUACAGACAUUUUUAUUAAUAUCUGUCGAAAAAUAAUAAAUCUUUGAAACUAGAAUUUUAUAUCUGAUGUUUCCUACUCUCUCCUUUCUAGUAACUGAAAUAUUGCUGUCGAUCCGGCGACAAUGAUUUUCAGGACUAGAAGAACAUCAACUUGAAAAUUCAAAAAUUUUUGGAGUGCAGUUGUCACAAAGAUUUUC